Echinops telfairi (small Madagascar hedgehog) is the source of this 2563-nucleotide messenger RNA. RefSeq names its product GDNF family receptor alpha 3 (gene GFRA3). Gene Ontology annotation, molecular function: signaling receptor activity. The record is from RefSeq and is a predicted model, not a curated record. The coding region runs from base 1 to 1518 and encodes 505 amino acids. Gene Ontology annotation, biological process: nervous system development. The transcript is spliced from 9 exons. Gene Ontology annotation, cellular component: external side of plasma membrane; signaling receptor complex. Lineage: Eukaryota; Metazoa; Chordata; Mammalia; Afrosoricida; Tenrecidae.
AUGGCAAGUCUUCACAGUGCCUUUGCAGGAAGUUCCCCGGAGCGAAGUUCUCAGCAGACGUCCCCACCCAGGCCCGCCUUCUCGGUCCAGUCGAAGAGCGGCGGGGUGCGUCCGGCCGCUCCCGACUUGGAGGGCGGCAACCAGGACCCGGGGGUGGGGUGGAGGGAGGAGAGUGGGCGCGGCGCGGCGGCAGCGGUGGGAGGCGCCGGCCAGGGAACCCCGCUUGCCGAGCUCCUGCGCGAGGGGGCGAGACGAGCGCAGCGCCCGGCGCAGGCAGCGUGCCGCACGGGCUCGGACCCCACCAUGGCAUGCCCCCCGAGUCCCCCGCCGCUGCGGCCCGGGGUCCUGAUGCUGAUGCUGUCGCUGUUGCUGCCGCUGUUGCUGCGAGCCGAGGACACCCUCUCCACCCAGAGGCGGUUUAUGAACAACUGUAUCCAGGCCAGGAGGAAAUGCCAGGCCAACCCCACUUGCAGUGCUGCCUACCACAACCUCCUGGAUUCCUGCAUCUACAGUGCAAGCACCCCACCACCCUCAAGGGAGCCUGAAGAAUGCCAGAGGGCAGCACAGCAGCUCCAGAACAGCUCUCUGAUGGGCUGCUCAUGCCACCGGCGCAUGAGGAACCAGUCUGCCUGCCUGAAUAUCUUCUGGACUGUUCACACUGCCCGAAGCCUUGGUGACUACGAGCUGGAUGUCUCCCCCUACGAAGACACCGUGACCAGCAAACCCUGGAAAAUGGAUCUCAGCAAACUGAGCAUGCUCAAACCAGAUGUGGAGGGCAAGCCAAGACUGGACUCAAACCUCUGCCUCAAGCUGGCCAUGCUGUGCACGCUGAACGAAAAGUGUGAGCGGCUCCGCAAGGCCUACGGGGAGGCGUGCUCCGGCCCCCGCUGCCAGCGCCCCGAGUGCCGCCGGCAGCUGCGGGCCUUCUUCGAGAAGGCGCCUGAGCCCCUGGCGCAGGCCCUGCUGCUGUGCCCGUGCGCCCCGGGGGACCGCAGCUGCGGGGAGCGUCGCCGCCACACCAUCGCGCCCGGCUGCGCGCUGCCCUCGGCGGUCCCCAACUGCCUGCAGCUGCGCCGCACCUGCCUCGCGGAGCCGCUCUGCAGGUCGCGUUUGGCCGAUUUUCAGACUCACUGCCAUCCUUUGCAUGCUGUCAAGUCCUGUCCAACAGAGCAGUCCAGAUGUCUGCGAGCAUACACGGGGCUCAUUGGCACUGCCAUGACUCCCAACUUCAUCAGUAGUAUCAACACCAGUGUCGCCUUAAGCUGCACCUGCCAAGGCAGUGGCAACCUGCAGGAGGAGUGUGAGCGGCAGGAAAGGUCUUUCUCCAGCAAUCCCUGCCUCAGUGAGGCCAUUGCAGCAAAGAUGCGGUUUCACAGACAACUGUUCCAGGAGCAGUCAGACUCUAGUUUUUCUGUGCUGGAGCACCAGAAUGAAAACCCUGCUCAGAGACCACAGCCCCAGCUGUUCUCUCUUUUCUCCUGCACACUUACCUUGACUCUGCUCCUGAGAUUCUGGUAGCCGGACUUCCUGGGGACCCUCUUCCCUCCAGCAGACCCAGCCUGAUCUAUAGCCUACAAGGGGCGAGGAAAGGACAGCCCAGGAAAGCAAUGCAGUGGCAACCCUGAUCCCACCCUGGAGGUCCACUUGACUCUCGAUGAGGCCAUAGAAAAGCUAGGGGGUAUUGACCCCAAGAUCCUGGUUGGCUGGGUUCUCAUACCUUCAUCCUGUCUCCACUUGCAACUCAAGCUGCCCCUCUUCAGGACUUGGUGACACUGUCAUUUAGCCACAUCUUCUAGUUGUGACCAGCUCUGCCAAAGUCUUUCUUGGUCCCUUCCUCCUGUCUGCCAGGGUCCCCUAGAGGGAAACAUCUUGCCAUCUAACCAAUCAGCCACUUUCUCAUGCAUUGCAGGCAGGCAGGACUGGGUGUUCUCAGGCAGCCCAGGAAGACAUUUCCUAUCAUGAGGAGGGCUGGAGUAAAACUCUAGGGCCUCUCUCUCCUUGUCUCCUCCUCGUGGGAAGGAGUGGGAACCUUCUGCCUGCACUGCCUACCCAGGAACCCACCAGAGCAUUUGAGCAUCAGGGAUCAGACCUUCUGAGGCCUGCUUUAUUCCUGCUACUACCCCAAAGGCUAGUAGCAGACUUGAAUCUUGAUUAAAAAUUUUGACUUAAAACUUGGCUUUUCCCCCCUCCCAUUCUCUUGCCUUAGAAAUUAAUACAGAACUAGGAGUGUUGCUGACAAAAGGGUAGAUGAUCAGGGGACAUAGCAACCCAGCCACCAACUGUUGGGUGGCUUUGAGUAGCUCUCCACCUCUGUGUGUACUUGACAUGGAAUUGGCAGAAAAAGUGGUUUCCAUGAGACCUGAAAUCUGUCCCGGCUCUAAUCCUUUCUGGGACACCACGCAACGCCUGCCACAGCAGCUGAGAGGAGGCCCCUUUAGUCAAGCACAACAUUUGUUAAGUACCUAUGUGUGUUACCAGGAGCCCUGGUGGCGUAGUGGGUUAUGCAUAGCAUUUGCUAACAGCAACGCCAGCAGUUUGAAACCAUCAGCUGCUUCAAGGGAAA